Messenger RNA from Larimichthys crocea (large yellow croaker), 771 nucleotides. RefSeq names its product ral GTPase-activating protein subunit beta-like. Gene Ontology annotation, biological process: activation of GTPase activity. The transcript has 3 exons. The record is from RefSeq and is a predicted model, not a curated record. The annotation marks the transcript as partial. Gene Ontology annotation, molecular function: GTPase activator activity. NCBI's taxonomy places the organism in Eukaryota, Metazoa, Chordata, Actinopteri, Sciaenidae.
UAAAUUUAGAUAAUCUUAGGCCUGCUUUCUAAAAUUGGAGCCAAUGAGGCUUAAUACAGAAGCCUCAACAUAAUCAAGCCACAAGGCACAACAACAGUAUAUUCAUGUUUCAUGUUAUUGUAGAUAAUUAUAUACAAGUUUUCUUUCCAGGUCAAAACUUGGUCGCUCAGCCCUAUUCCUUAGCAGUUUAUCUAUUUCUCAGCAUUGUGUACUGUACUGACUUUAUUCUAAUGCAUGCCUUGUUGCCUGCAUCUUGCUUUGCUCUAUUCUUUGCGGUGUUUGGUAUUUCGGGGUGUUAUAUGGUCUAGCUCUUCCAGAUACGGCGGCCGGCCUGCUGGUGCGCAGCAUCCACCUGGUCACUCAGAGACUCAAUUCCCAGUGGAGGCAGGACAUGAGCAUUUCACUGGCUGCCCUGGAGCUGCUGGCUGGGCUUGCCAAGGUAAAGGUGGGAGUAGACUCUGCAGACCGUAAACGUGCCGUCAGCUCUAUAUGUGGGUACAUUGUGUACCAGUGUAGCCGUCCAGCUCCUCUUCAGUCCCGAGACCUCCACUCCAUGAUUGUAGCUGCCUUCCAGUUUCUCUGUGUGUGGCUCACAGAACACCCUGACAUGCUGGAUGAGAAGGAUUGUUUGGUAGAGGUUUUGGAGAUUGUGGAGCUUGGAAUCUCUGGCAGCAAGUCCCGCCAGGAACAGGAAGUCCGACAUAAAGGAGAAAAGGAGCACAACCCAGCUUCAAUGAGGGUGAAGGAUGCUGCUGAGGCCACUUUGUCCUG